CUCGUUUCAUUGCGUUCAAGCAUACCCACCGAUUUCUCUCUCUUUUGAAAAUGGCUUUCCAACCAUAUACACCCAAGCCUAUCACCGACAUCUUUACGGCCGACACAGACAUCGACCGCCGAAAAUGCCACCGCACCGUCCCAAUGAGAGUUCUGGCGCUCGGCCUAGGUAGAACUGGAACUGCUUCACUCAGAACCGCGCUCAAAGAGCUCGGCUAUACAGACUGCUACCACAUGAUGUCAGCCAGCGUUGAGAACCCCCCCGACUGCCUCAUGUGGCAGGACGCCUUCGCUGCAAAGUACGACGGCGAGGGAGAGUUCGGGCGUGAGCAGUGGGACCAGCUUCUGGGCCACUGCCAGGCGGUCUGCGACUGGCCUGCCGUCGCCUUCGCGAAGGAGUUGAUCGAGGCAUACCCCGAGGCAAAAGUCAUCAUGACCACUCGGGAUGUCGAUUCAUGGCAUGCCUCAACACUGAAGACGGUCGACUGGCGAGCCAAUGACCCCGAGCUCAAGUUGGUAUCCCAGUGGGACUGGGGCGCGGGCCUCUACCAGCCCAUGCUGCGCAAGUUUUGGGACGUCUUCUUCAAGGGCGACUUCAAGAAGUACGGCAAGCAAGUCUUCAACGACUACUAUGCGGAAGUGCGCUCGAUCGUCCCGGCGGACAAUCUCCUCGAGUUCCGCGUGAGCCAAGGAUGGGGCCCACUUUGCGACUUUCUGGAGGUUCCUGUUCCGGAGAGCAAGAAGUUCCCACAUACGAAUGACACGGAUGGCUUCGUGGACAGGUGUCGUGCGCGGAACAGGGCUCAGAUGUAUAACGUCCUGUUCCGGGGGUUCGUAAUGGGGGGCGGUAUUUUGGCUGCUAUUCUCUCAGCCUCGGCGACCUUUCACCGGUUCGGCGCGCGCCUGCCCGGUCUGAGGGCGUGAGGCGCGGGAAGACGACGGGAAGAUGGUGUAUAUAGCUGGCGCUGUUUGGAUGGGAUCCGUCUGCAUGGAUUCGAUCGGCGUUUCGGGUACACAAGGGAGCGUGUUUUCACAGGCCCGGCGGCACAGCACUGCUGAGGGAUUCCCCUGAAUAUCAUAUACCGUGCACAUGUCGUCGAAGAUGAUCGCUGCCCGGUGGUCGUUGGUGUCGUGCAUCGUGAUAUGGGCCGACGUUCGGCGCCGCUCCAUUCGCCCUCGGGCGUCGCGGUACACAGACGCCAAGAAGAUCGGCCGGUGCGAUCACAAAGGUCGACGAUGGAGAGAUACAGUAGCUGGCUGGAUAAAUGGCUGGCCGUCGAGA
Molecule: messenger RNA, 1281 nt
Organism: Trematosphaeria pertusa
Lineage: Eukaryota; Fungi; Ascomycota; Dothideomycetes; Pleosporales; Trematosphaeriaceae
Exons: 3
Coding region: 51-923 (290 amino acids)
Source: RefSeq, a predicted model, not a curated record